Molecule: messenger RNA, 1548 nt
Organism: Zingiber officinale
Lineage: Eukaryota; Viridiplantae; Streptophyta; Magnoliopsida; Zingiberales; Zingiberaceae
Product: DNA polymerase I A, chloroplastic-like
Exons: 8
Coding region: 1-1548 (515 amino acids)
Biological process (GO): DNA-templated DNA replication; double-strand break repair
Molecular function (GO): DNA-directed DNA polymerase activity; nucleic acid binding
Source: RefSeq, a predicted model, not a curated record
AUGGAGGAUGAGGUGACGGAGUUGCAUUCCAUCCCCCCGACGCCGCCUCCAGAAUUGGUAGCGGUGAUGGCAGUUCACUCUCGCCCGCCGAUCUCCACUCCUCCAUCUCAGCUGCACUCUCCGUCGCUCAUGCGAUCGCCCCUGCUGCCUUCGGCGACGCCACGCAUGCGCGGGUACCUGGAGGAGAUCGGCCACCUGACCAAGCUCGACCCCCAGGACACGUGGCUCCCCAUCACGGAGUCGAGGAACGGCAAUGCCUACUACUCCGCCUUCCACACCCUCACCUCCGGUAUCGCAACAUUGCCUUCACCUACCUCGGUUUGGCAUAAUUAUAGCUUUGAUAGUCAUAUAAUAGGAAACAAUGGGAUCAAGCUUGCUGGGUUCCAUGUGGAUACCAUGCAUCUUGCACAACUUUUUGAUUCUUCUAGGACAACUGAUGAGGGUUAUUCACUUGAAGCACUUACAAGUGACCCAAAGAUCAUGUCUCAAGGAAACUCAGAUGAUGAUGUUGAAUUAAUCAGUGGAAAGAUGUCAAUGAAAUCCAUCUUUGGUAAGAAAAAAUUAAAGAAAGAUGGAACUGAAGGAAAAAUUAUCACACUUCCUCCUGUUGAUAUUCUACAAAGAGAAGAACGAAGAUCGUGGAUCAGAUAUUCUGCUUUAGAUGCAAUGAAUACAUUAAAACUUUUUAAUCGCUUGAAAGAAAAACUUAUGCAUGUACCAUGGUUUUUGAAAGGCAGUAUACAAGGAACAAUGUAUGACUUCUAUGAAAAGUGCUGGCGCCCUUUUGGUGUUCUAUUAGUAAAGAUGGAAUCUGAAGGAAUUCUGGUCGAUAAAGUCCAUCUAUCAAAGAUUGAAAAGCUCGUUGUUGGUGAUAAGCAAAUAGUUGCAGAUAAAUUCAGAUGGUGGGCAUCCAAGUACUGUGAGGAUGCCAAGUAUAUGAAUGUGGGAAGUAAUACUCAAAUAAGGCAGUUGCUAUUUGAUGACACAUCGAGGAGUACUUGGAAGACCAAAUUUACCUUGUUGGUUAUCAAGUUGCAUGUUGCAGUGAUGGAAGAUGGUAGAAGUGGUCUAUGUGUGCACCAAUCAAGGUUGUUUGAUGUUAUGAUUGUUACAUAUCAAGUUAAUCACACUGUUUAUGAACUGCUUUACCUAGGUCGAAAUGAGAUGAAUUUUGAGUCAAAGUUGUUGUCGAAGUUAUUUAAGGUCCUUAAUACUGAGAAAAUUUUUGAAGAAGGGAAGAAAGCUCCUCUCAAUGCUGAUGCUCUAAAAGUAUUUGCUGGAAACAUCCCCAGCAAUCAUAUUUAUCGGAUCGAUAAUGCAUGUAAUGAUGAGUAUGUCACUGAAGAAGGGAUAAUGGAUAACCACAAGCUGUCAGAUACAGGGACAGAUUAUGAAGACUGCUCUUAUGGUAUUGCAUUUGAGGCAUUCGGAGGAGGCAAUAAAGGAAGGGAGGCUUGUGAAGCUAUUGCUGCUCUUUGUGAAACUUCUGCCAUUGAUUCACUGAUAACAAAUUUCAUUAUUCCCUUGCAGAUCAAAGAAGCUGAGUAA